Molecule: messenger RNA, 1636 nt
Organism: Actinia tenebrosa (Australian red waratah sea anemone)
Lineage: Eukaryota; Metazoa; Cnidaria; Anthozoa; Actiniaria; Actiniidae
Product: CD59 glycoprotein-like
Source: RefSeq, a predicted model, not a curated record
UGAAUAUUGGGACGCAAGGUAGAAAAAUUACCAUAAUUGCUAAUCCUUCGGCAAGGAUAUAACUAGUAGCAACCUUACCUUGGAAAUAGUUUUAAACUGAGUCAACAUGCAGUACGUUUUUCUUACCUUGGUAUUUCUCGUUGCAGUCAUUCCUUCAGGUUUUUCGCUCCAAUGUUACCAUUGCGAUAAAGAACAAAACUGUACAGUGACGAACUGCUCAGGUCAGCACGAUACUUGUUUCUACACCUUCAGUAAAUACGGUGCCAGUAUAAAACGAGGAUGUGAAAAGAAUACCACAUGUAACGGCACAGCCAAUACUUGUGARGAGAAUAAUUUGUGUGUGAUGAAAUGCUGUCAGACUGAUCUUUGUAAUGAAGAUGGCCCAACCAUGGCUCCGCCCACCAAAGCCGCCCCAAAACCUACCAGACAACCAGCGGUUAUUAACUCUCCUACCACCCCUAACACUGCCUUCCAGCCAAUCACAUCCAAGACGCUGUUUGCUGUCACCAUGGUGACCAUUCUUAUGAGCGUUUUAUAAGAUACUCAAAGACCCCUUGCAUGUGACGUCAAAGCAGCCCAAUGACAAAACAAAAACAAAGAAUUGCAAUCUCAUGAGGAUUGGAAACCUAUYGUUAUGUCCUCCAAAUUGAGCUGUAUUCAGACGUACUGCAAGGGGUCUAUUCAUUUUUCAGUAGAUAUAGAAAUGAGUUGCAURAUAGGGGGCUACUUUAAGGGACGCUUCAUCAUUUAGCUGACAUUUUAUAUACACUUAUUUCAAUAAAGUUAGUCACAAAAAAAAACUAGAAAGCUGAGAUCACUGAGGAUCAUGAGAAUUUUUUAAAUAUCAAACAAGUAAAGCUUUUAAUACGAUUUGCARCUUGAGGAUGCUCAGAAGAGGUGAGACUGUAACUGGUAAAGGAUCUAAUAUCCCUCAAUAGUUAUUAAAGCGGUUGAAACAUGUAAAAUGUAUCUACCCAUAAUCCUUGUAGGUCUCAGCUUUGUAGCUUUUCAGGUGACUAACUUUAUUGAAAUGAGUGUAUUUCAAGGAAGGAAAAAAAAAGACAUUUUGAAAAUUAACACGAUAAUUAAGGUUUCCUAGAGCGCAUGCCAUAUGUAUCCGUGACAAACUUUGUAAGAAAUUGCACAAAUUUACACAAAUUAAUAAAGUCUAAGUAUAUGCUCAGCAGGCCGUAGAUCUACAAAACCUUACCUUAAUUUGUACUAUUUUGUUAGUUAACUUUUUCAUGGAUAUAUUUAACAACAAUUUAUCUUUACGUGUACGUACUUGCUAAGAAGAUUAUACUUAUUUAGAUCUUAAAAUAAAUAAUUCUGGCUAAAAAUGUUGUAAAACAUUGGACGUUUCGGUUUUCUAAUUGAACAUAAUUCCCCUUUUGACAGAAAUAAUUUAAAAAUCCUAGCAAUACAAAGGAUAAAAGAGCAUUAUAAGACGUGUCACGCUAUGGACGCCAUCUUGAACGGAGUUUGUUUAGAACCGAAAAUUUUCGUCGCUAGGCAACUUGACGUCAUACUURAGGACUCUAUUGAACUAGCUAAUAGAUGGCUUAUACUAAACAUAUUAUAAGCAGUAAUGAUGAAAAGGUAAAUUAUACACCGUGAAAAGAUGAAAMAACUUACU